This is a messenger RNA of Thermochaetoides thermophila DSM 1495, 1701 nucleotides long. Its product is annotated as aspartic-type endopeptidase-like protein. The transcript is spliced from 2 exons. Gene Ontology annotation, cellular component: membrane; lumenal side of endoplasmic reticulum membrane; cytoplasmic side of endoplasmic reticulum membrane. The record is from RefSeq and is a predicted model, not a curated record. Gene Ontology annotation, biological process: membrane protein proteolysis. Lineage: Eukaryota; Fungi; Ascomycota; Sordariomycetes; Sordariales; Chaetomiaceae. Bases 1 to 1701 code for a protein of 566 amino acids. Gene Ontology annotation, molecular function: aspartic endopeptidase activity, intramembrane cleaving.
AUGCCGUCAACAGUCGAUACAAGCGGGGUGGCCGCAGUUCCCUCACAGCCGACACCAACUGUCGAGCUAACGGCAACAGAUCCGGGCAGUCCCCUUGGCGUCUUCGCUUUCGUCAAAGUCCUUGAGCCACAUCUGCUCUUUCUCAUGCUGUCUUCCUUAACUUUACUUUGGAUUGGUGCACAUAGUGCUCUGCGCCGCCCCCCUUCAGCAGCCCCAACCGAGUCUACAAAACAGGAGAAGAAAAAAGAGAAACCCAGAGAGAACCUGGAGUUCUCUGAUGCGAUUCUGUUCCCCCUGUGCCUUGGAGUCGCGCUGGCGGGCAUGUAUUAUGUGAUCAAAGUCCUCCAGUACGCUGACAUCGUCAACUCAAUCCUUCGUGUCUACAUGUCUGUGAUGAGUAUUGCUGGCACCGGCACCUUGAUUGGAGAUGCGCUCGACAUCUACACCAGUCUAAUAUUUCCCGACAUGUGGGCAGACCAAACCGGACGACUGUAUCACAUCGACCAAAACCAGCGUCGGCAGCUUGUGGUUGAGAAGGAGACUGGGAAAAAAGUCCCGACUCCUGACAAGACCAACCCUUUACCUGGCAAGUUGUCAGAAUGGAGAUUCUCCCCAAAAUUAGUUGACAUACUUUGGGGUGUUCGUGGCAUUCUCAACCAGGAAUGGUCUCUUCGCUUUGCUACCUACGGCAAGACCCGCGUCAAAAUUGGCGUCCGGCUCAAUGAUAUCGUCAAAGUGUCUAUCGCCACAGCUCUUGCCAUCACCUACCAUUUUGCAAAGGGGAUUUUUGUGUCUAACCUCCUCGCCAUAGCCCUGUGCUACUCGAGUUUCAGCUUAAUUUCGCCGACGUCUUUCGCCAUCGGGACUCUGGUGCUUGGCGGUCUUUUUGUUUAUGAUAUUGUCAUGGUCUUUUACACGCCAUUAAUGAUCACUGUUGCUUCAAAGGUUGAUGCACCUAUCAAACUUGUCUUUAAGGGGGCCAAAAGUGGCAGCAUCCUUGGUCUAGGCGAUAUUGUCGUACCAGGUUUCAUCAUCUGCCUUGCUCUCCGCUUUGAUCAGUAUCAAUACUACAAGAAGCAGAUCAAGCUCGAGCCCGUCGAACUCAAAACCAUUCUUCCUGACGGUACCGUCUCGACAACACUAACCCACCGUCGCGUCAAAGUCCCCUAUGUUUCGCCGCGCAAUCAAUGGGGCAACCGUUAUUGGACGACCCCUCCCGGUCGGCUAUCACCCAUUCCACAGGCCUACGAACCCAUCUCCGCCACGGCAUUCCCUAAGCCCUACUUUUAUGCCUCGCUCAUUGGGUACACCUUCGGCAUGGUAUCCACGCUGUUGGUGAUGGUGGUGUUCAACCACGCCCAGCCUGCGCUGCUCUAUCUGGUGCCAGGUGUAACAGGGUCUCUCUGGCUGACAGGGCUGAUCAGAGGCGAGUUGAAGGAUAUGUGGGAGUAUACUGAGGAUGGAAGUUUAGACGUGAAGGAUGUGGUUGUUGAGGUGGAUGGAAAAGGCAAUGUCAUUCAGCAGAUUGGGGAAGAGGAAGUGGAAAAGAUGAAAGAGGAUGACGAGAAGGGGCAGAAGGAUAAGAAUGGUGCUGAUAACAGCACUGAAGGAAGCGGUGGUAAAGCCAAAAAGGAUGAAGAGUGGUAUGAACUGUUUACGUUCACCAUCACGGCUCCAAGGAUGAGGUUAUCUGCCACUUAG